AUGAAUUCAACCGCGUGCAAGUAUUACACGGAAAGAACUCUGGGUUGGAUGUUGAACAACAAAACGAUAGUGUUUCUUUCAUUACUGUCAUUCUGUUUGUUUGUUUCGACGUUAGCGUUGGCCGGGCAGAGGAAUCGGCUCACGGCCGAGGUGGACGAUCUCAGGCACCGUUUGACCACGUCUUCUGUUCUGGAAACUACAACACCAAUCAACGUAGACACAACAACUACUACAGAAGAUUCAACUACAUUCAAGACUGAGCCUCCCGUCUCAGAGCGCAACAACCCAGUGGAAGAGAACAAGGAAAACGGAGUAGGGAAAGACGAUGAAAAUCUUUUUCCUCUCGUUGUCAAGGAUAAGUCACUGCUCCAGUUAAUGGGCUAUGCAGCUUAG
Molecule: messenger RNA, 393 nt
Organism: Bombyx mandarina (wild silkworm)
Lineage: Eukaryota; Metazoa; Arthropoda; Insecta; Lepidoptera; Bombycidae
Source: RefSeq, a predicted model, not a curated record